AUGUGGCGCCUCAUCGAGCGGGACAGGCCCGAGGUUGUCGCCGUGGACCCCGAGCGCCGAGCCUUUUCGGUUGCGAGACGGCCGAGCUGGCGGAAGCUGGAGAGGAGCGUUUUGACGGGCGCCGACGCAGCCGGUGCGAGGUGCAUGGCCCUGCGCAUGCGAGUUGCCGGGUGCCAG
This is a messenger RNA of Prorocentrum cordatum, 177 nucleotides long. The record is from the annotation of a GenBank genome assembly. NCBI's taxonomy places the organism in Eukaryota, Dinophyceae, Prorocentrales, Prorocentraceae.